Cucurbita maxima (winter squash) is the source of this 736-nucleotide messenger RNA. Its product is annotated as transcription factor TCP11-like. Gene Ontology annotation, molecular function: DNA-binding transcription factor activity; sequence-specific DNA binding. The record is from RefSeq and is a predicted model, not a curated record. The coding region runs from base 103 to 732 and encodes 209 amino acids. Gene Ontology annotation, cellular component: nucleus. Lineage: Eukaryota; Viridiplantae; Streptophyta; Magnoliopsida; Cucurbitales; Cucurbitaceae. The transcript has a single exon.
CCAUUCUGAUCGGAACCCUAACACCCUUCUAACAUCAACAAGCACAAAAUCCCCUUUUCAUUUCUUCCUCUUCUGAAAUCAAAUCAUCAUACUAUUUCAACUAUGGUAUCCGAAAUCCUUCCCCACAAAUUUCCCUCUUCCUCCGAUCCCCAUUCUCAGCCCACCGCUUCUCACUCACUCGCAGUCGACACUGAUUCAUCUCUGCCCAACACCACGCAACCCGUCGUCCAUCGCAAAUCCUCCACCGCUUUGUCCUCGUCCUCUUCGAGGGACCGCCACACCAAGGUCAACGGCCGAGGGCGCCGCGUCCGCAUGCCGGCUCUCUGUGCCGCUCGCAUCUUUCAGUUGACGUGCGAGCUUGGCCAUCGUUCUGAUGGCGAGACCAUCGAGUGGCUUCUCCGUCAGGCUGAGCCCUCUAUCAUCGCAGCCACUGGUACUGGGACUGUUCCGGCUGCUCCGAUCUCCACCGUUUCUCCGGUUAUGGCCUCGUCUGCUCCGUCGGUUGCUUGUAGGGUUCAGCCGGUGGCAGUGGCUGCUGCUAGUGGGCAGGGAAUGUUCGGGAUGCCACCGCCGAGCUGCCGUUUGAAUUUAUGCCAGCCGGUCGGGAUGGAUUACUCUGCUGGCGGGGAUGAUUACCGGUACAUGCCGUUCACUGCGCUUCUGUUGCAGCCGGCAACGGCGGACGAGGCGGAGGAGAGACAUGAGGCGGAGGAAAUCUUCAGAGAACAAUAGAAAA